Molecule: messenger RNA, 2529 nt
Organism: Necator americanus (New World hookworm)
Lineage: Eukaryota; Metazoa; Nematoda; Chromadorea; Rhabditida; Ancylostomatidae
Exons: 21
Coding region: 1-2529 (842 amino acids)
Source: RefSeq, a predicted model, not a curated record
AUGACCCCGAUUGAUCAGUCCACACAGAUGCGACCUCUUCCAGUGCACGUCAUUCCUCUCUUACUGGUUUUUGCAUCAUGUGAUGAUGUGUUGCGGCCGGCUGCAAUUAUACCCUGGUCCCAGUACCAGCAGCGUUUGAAGCAGGCAAAGGAAUUUCCGGGAGCAUAUUAUUCGGAGCUGGAAGAAAAAUUGUCUCCACAUCGACCUUUAUCCAAUGGUGUAUACAGGAGCAGGUGGCGGCAAAACGAUUCAAGAUAUGAAAAACAAGGAAUAACCGAAGUGAACUCUCGUCCAAGGCCGAUAAUCAGAUCGCAGUUAAGAAACCGUCUGCAAGUUGAGGCAACAACGACAACAAGUAGUUACCAUGUCGCAAGAAAGCAGUUACUCGCUAAGACCCCGCACACAACAGUCCCUCCAAAGACCUACCACAUUCCUUACGUUGCAAAUAACGCAAUUCCGAGAACCCAAAAUUCUUCUCCACGUCCUAUAUCCAUACCUAAUGGAGUUCCUGUACAUGCUGGGAUUUGGGAUAAUGGUAAACCUCAUUAUGUGACACAGAAAAGGCCUCAGCAGUUUGCAGCCGCAACGUUGGGCUCAGUCAAUCCGCUUAGCUCUUUUAAACCGGGACAUUUUGUUUCUUCUCCGCUUAAUACCGCAAUAGAGGACAACAUUGUAGAAUCCGUUUUUUCACAAAGUAAAGCUGCCUCCCAAAUCCCUGAUGCGGCACUUCAUGGAGCUCAGCUUACCAAGCCGGCAGCAAAUCCACUGGAUUCUUUGCUAGGCGGAGGUGCCCCACUUGAUCAAAUAUCAAAAAUCGCCAACAAUAUUUUGAAUUUUGGUGGAGGAGAUGGACCGAAAGGUGGUCUUCUGGAGGCAAUGACAAACGUGCUUCGAAGAAGCAGUCUACAUGCUCCCACCACUGCUUUUCAAGAUGAUCUUCCUUUCGGAAGUUCGCAACCGCAGCCGACAAUCAUGGAAAAGUUACUUACACAAGCCGCUUCCGCUCUAAACCAGUCGUUGAAGGAAAACGAAAAUAAACAAAAACAAAUUCCAUUGACAAAAGACAAAGAAGACUCGUUGAAGCUUUUGGAGAAUUUGCCAGAGGAGGAGAGAAAACUACUAAAAGCAGCAAUCACUUCAGGAGAACUAGACGCUGAGACACUCGGUCCUGCCUUGAAGUCUCUCGUAAAAGAAGAUACGAGGGAAGAUUCGAAAAAAGAGAAAGAAAGUCGACUAAUCGAAUGGAUUCGAGAAAAUCGGCCGACAAACAAGCAUAAGGAGAUUAAAGUUUCUGCAGACAAGCUACCGUACUAUGGAAAAUACUGUGGAAGUUUUGCUGAACAGAUAAACACAAAGAAGAAAUUCAAAUCUUCUGGUGCACUUUGGGUUGUGGAUGAAAGAAGAUUCAUCAUUUCGAAAUUCAUUUUCCAACCUGGCUCACUUCUGUCAGAGAAUGUUACGUUCUGGUUGGGACCACUUGUUCACACUGAAAAUAUACUUGCUGACAUGUUUCCAUCUCAAAAUGGCUUCUACGUGCGACCGCAGCCCAUUGAUGUUUCUAUAUUUGCACUUGAGGAAUUACCUCCAUUAAAAGCGAAAAUACGGAAGAUGUUGCCAGGAAACACCCUUUUCAAUGGAACCCAACCUAUCGAACCGGUCAAAGAUAAGGAAAAGAAAGUGACUGAUAUCCUUCGGGUGAAGAGAGAUGCCUCAGGAGAAACUCCGGAGAAAGCUGGAUUGGUUGCAAGCGGUAACGUUAAAAAACCUGUGGAAUUAGUGCUGAAGGGAGGCACAGUGCAGCUAAGCGAAGGGAAUCUAAGAAGUGUGCUACAGACCACACAACAAGAUGAAAUGAGUAACCCAAGCUCGUCCUACUCAUCUUUUAACACAAUUGGACCAGCUGGAUUUAGAGUUCUUCAGCCUGAAGACGAAAGGAUCAAUUACAGCAAUGCGCAACCACUGGAAUGGUUUGCUGGCUUCCAACCUCUUCUCCUCACACUUCCGGAAGGAAGAACAACCAAAUCUAUUCAUUGGGUAUCGUUGAGGGAUCAUAAGCGCCAUGAAACAGUGGCUUCCGUACUACUUCCGAAUGGACCCGCGUUUCAGAUUCCUGGCGUAGUGAAUUUACGUGGUCUUUCACCAAACGGUGGAUUUAACGCCAGCUCUGGACCAAUCACUGUGGUUGAUGUUAAAACGAUGGAAAUCAGUAAUUUUACGUUAAAAACCGGAGGGGCUGCCGUAUGGUUCAUGAUCGGGAAGGAUAUACUUCCGAACGCACAAGGCCAUAUCGUUCCAAUCUACGAUUCUACGUUCAAACUGUUUGACUGUGAAUCGCUGCGAGAUUACUACGGAGAGACGGUAUUGUUGCGACUUCCGGGAAACCUAGAUGUUAAGGACGUCUUUUGGUUCUCUGUGUUCUCCAUAACUAACGCAGUAUCGUAUAGUCAUAUCUACUUGCCAUAUAAUGAUAUGCAGCUUCCACCUGAUAUGAAUGGUAUUCCGACACCAUCGUGCAGAUACACGCAAUGA